Pecten maximus is the source of this 3103-nucleotide messenger RNA. RefSeq lists its product as uncharacterized. Lineage: Eukaryota; Metazoa; Mollusca; Bivalvia; Pectinida; Pectinidae. The record is from RefSeq and is a predicted model, not a curated record. The transcript has 4 exons. Bases 16 to 3084 code for a protein of 1022 amino acids.
CUGUCGGGGAACGCUAUGAGUGGAAAUGGAAGUACAUCAUCCAUAGAAGAAACAGCACCAGGUCAGGAUGAAGUCCGGUCGGACGGCGGACUUUUACACAGAUUGGGGAGAUUUUUGAGAGGAAUAUCGUUACGAUGUAGACGUGGCAUUGACAGACAUCGCCAGCAGAGAAGGACAACUGAGGACAAGAAUCCUAGAAACAGUGUCCAGAAAGAUUCGUCAGAUGGGAACCAGUCAUCGACAGCCCGUCAAGGAAAACAAGACUCAGACGAGGAUGGAACAGUUAUAACAGAGGAAAAGACAACCAACGUUUCCAAGUGUCAGCCUCCAGAAUCGACAAUUCCUGAAUCGACUUUACCUGUACCACAUGAACACGAUGUAUUACAAUACCACCAUGGGGAUACAGAUGGAGAGCGUCCCGACCAUGUUUUACCAGGACCUGUCUUCCAGGAGAAAGACAACACGUGCAAUACUACUAGGCCUUCUACCUUACCUAUACUUGAUGGUUCACAAACCUCCACAUACUUGCACCAAUUACUUCAAAAAGAAAAUAUCAGCAAGAAGUCUCCUAAGGAUCUAUCUAGUCAUAUUCACAAUACCGUACAUGUUGUCCAAUCUACCUCCACCACGCUUGUUAAAAGCCCAACUCGACAUUAUCCUUCCCUUAGGACGGAAGUAACUAAAGACCUUUCAAAAAACGAAUCGUUAUUUACCACUAAUGGGCAUAUCACCGACAGCCAACAGCCUUCAUUUAGAUGGCUGGUCGACUCACGAAAAACAGCAACCGUUCCACUCGGUGACAGCGACCAUGCCUUCGGUAUAGAUCUCGUACAAUCAAAGAGCGUUGACCAACAGGAAAACAUCCCCAUCCGUGGACCAUCCGUACCUCAAACGCUAACGGAUCACACCAAGUUACUGGAUUCUGUUGCACGGGUUUCCAUAUGGAAUCGACUACCUUCUCGUCACAAAAGGACGUUAAACUUCAGCAGGAACUAUGUGCAAUAUGGAAAUAACGAUAUACAGGAUAUCGAAUUAGAAACACAUCCGACAGUUGAUGAGUGGUGCUCAAAACAACAAAAUGAUACACCGGACCAUUCAAACGAGGAAAAAUUCCAGCCUCUCUUAAAACUGGCUAUAACUGAUAAACCAGUAGAAAUACCUCAAAGUCGUAAUACAAAGAGCCACGACAUUAUUGAAUGUUUUCGUUCACCACAACUAGAUAAACCUGAAGGAGAUAAAUGUGAUUUGACAACUGUUGAACAAGGUUUACAUGUUGGAGUAGUAGCUCAUCAUCAGGAUAUUGUCAGAGAGUAUAAGACAGAAGAAAAUGAUUAUAUUGCAAAUGAAUUAUGUGUGGUAAACCGACAAAACCAACAAAUGUUAACAAACAUCGCACAACCAAACAGCAAAAAUGAACGUCAUCCAUACGCAACAAACGACGAGAUAGAUUCACCUGGCCAACAACCAAAAACAUUAAUCAGCCAAACCUCUGUAGAGGAAUUAAAUGUGCAGGAACUAGAUACUAGAGACAGACAACAACCAAAAACACUAAACAGCCAAAACUCUGUAGAGGCAUUAAAAGGACAGGAACUAGAUACUACAGACAGACAAAAAUCAAAGCCCACAAACGGCCAACAACAAAUAGAUAGCAACGACCACGUAACGUCAACAAAAGGUCAAAUGCCCAAAGCAACAGGUGUCAAGCAACCCAAGGACAUACCUAAACAAGAGAAAAUAAGCAGUCAGAAAUUAGAAACUUCCAAUCGUUAUAAAAGUACAGGAGGGUGUGGAGACCUACAAGAGACACCGCAAAUGUCGCAAGAAGCAACACUUGGGGAGGAAGCAAGGGCAACACAGCAAAAUCUAGAGGAAACCCCCGGUCAAGAACCAAAGGUAAUGGACUGUGAACACCAAGGGCAAAUAAACAGUCGACAUUCUGAAUCAACUAACAAAGUGCAGGAUCCGGCAAUAACAGCAAGAAGAAAACAACCCAGUCGUCUAGCUGAUGGACAACAACCAACCAGAAGGACCAGACUAACACUAGAGGCAACAGAUAGCCAGUCAUCGGUUGCAACAAAUGGUCAACAGUCGGGUCUGAACAGCAGCCAAGAAAUAAACCAAGAGAAACAUACGAUUGUUGCUGAACAGUGUGAAGACAUCACUUUUGACGAAGAAGUACUUCCCAUACAAACAGUGCGUCACAGACAAGACCAAGCCUGCAACGACACGGAAAUGUGUGAUGACAAUAUGAACCAAAUGAUAAAAAAGGAACUAAGCCGAUCGAAAGACAAAACAACCACACAUGGCGAAUGGUCGAGGGCGCAAACAGAUUCUCAACCACUCCCGAUAGAGAUUACAAUGGUAACAUCCGACAUAAAUCGGGAAAUGGAGCACGAACCUUUAAAACCUUCGCCAGAACAUAGACUUACAAGAACAGAGAAGAAUGACAACAUUUCAACAACAAACGGAGCCACCAAGCUCAAAACAUCAUCGGCUUUAUUUCCUAGCCCUCAGGGUGGGGUAUAUGAACUGUCCGUCAAACAACUCGAUUGUGCAAUGUUUGAAAAUCAGGGAAACAAAUAUCGCGAGCUUAACGCAAACGACGCUGGAUGUUUAAACAUAUCUUCAACAACAAAACAAACUAGCAACGUUAAACAUGGUUUCAUGUGUCUGGACAAUUCGUUUGGCGUUGCUACAACAAAUAGGAUUAAUCAUAGUAACGUUUCAACAGCGAAGCGAGUUAUAGUCAAUAAAGCCUUCUUCAUAAGUAGGCAGAAUAGUGAACCUAAAUAUACCAACAGAGAAAGUACCAAAGAAGCAAAUGUCAACCAGAUUGAUCCCACAAAGCAACUAUCCGCUGAUGGUAAGAAAGAUUCACUCAUACAUACAUCUGGACAAAGAAACGUUGAACCAGUAGUCGAAUAUUCAAAAUUUAAUACAGACACGACUGGGAAGCUCUCUGAUAGGGAAGUGAAUGAGGCGGUAUUGUUAAAUGUUUCAAUAGACCAAACUAGAUCAGUGGAGUCAUCCAGUGAAGAGACUAGUUUUCGUAACGGUCUCAUACAAGAUACAUCUUUCCCAUGAAUUUAAUCAGGGACAACCA